This is a messenger RNA of Cricetulus griseus (Chinese hamster), 2029 nucleotides long. Lineage: Eukaryota; Metazoa; Chordata; Mammalia; Rodentia; Cricetidae. The record is from RefSeq and is a predicted model, not a curated record.
CCUCCUGCUGCCCGCGCCCGGUGAGCUCAUGGCGGCCAUCCGCAAGAAGCUGGUGGUGGUGGGCGACGGCGCGUGCGGCAAGACGUGCCUGCUGAUCGUAUUCAGUAAGGACGAGUUCCCCGAGGUGUACGUGCCCACCGUGUUCGAGAACUAUGUGGCGGACAUCGAGGUGGACGGCAAGCAGGUGGAGCUGGCGCUGUGGGACACGGCGGGCCAGGAGGACUAUGAUCGUUUACGGCCGCUCUCUUACCCGGACACCGACGUCAUCCUUAUGUGCUUCUCGGUGGACAGCCCGGACUCUCUGGAGAACAUCCCCGAGAAGUGGGUGCCCGAGGUAAAGCACUUCUGCCCCAAUGUGCCAAUCAUCCUGGUGGCCAACAAGAAAGACCUGCGCAGCGAUGAGCAUGUCCGCACGGAGCUGGCCCGAAUGAAGCAGGAGCCAGUGCGCACGGAUGACGGCCGCGCCAUGGCGGUGCGCAUCCAAGCCUAUGACUACCUCGAGUGCUCGGCCAAGACCAAGGAGGGCGUGCGCGAGGUCUUUGAGACGGCCACGCGCGCCGCGCUGCAGAAGCGCUACGGCUCCCAGAAUGGUUGCAUCAACUGCUGCAAGGUGCUAUGAGGGCCGCGCCCUGCCUCCCGUCCCUGCCAGCGUGGCUCCCCCUUCUUGGCCGGGUCGCCCACGAGCCGGGAGAAAGGGAAACCCACGCCCCCAAGGACACCACCAGACUGCCUGGCAUCUGCUGGUGGCUCUGGUUGGUCACGCCGAGAAUUAGCGUGGGCACCGAGCUCCCCCUUCCCAGUGUCUGUGUGUCCAGCUGUGUGGCACAGGCCUGGGCGCCCUGCUGAAUGCCAAGGGGUUCCUGAGCCAGGCCUCAAAGUGUGGUUGUGUGUAUGUACGACUCCCUACACCCCCACCCCACUCUUGCCCCACCCCCGCCUUUGGUUUCCCCAGAGGCACGCAGAGAGGUCGAGCUCCAGCAGAUGUUCCGCUUGUAACCAGCAAGCCACUAGUGUCCCACCGUGUCUGUAACAUAGACCCCUGGAACCACGGGAGGGGAGGGUUGGGGAAGAUGAUGGGGGUGUUACAUAAAUACAGAUUUUAUUUUCGGAGGCGGAAUGGUGUUGUUUAGUGGUGGUGAGUGGUGUGACCCAGGGCGCAAGAGCAACUCCUUUCCCAGGCUGGAUCAGGUGCCCUCCCAUCCGAGCAUGAACUGGACUUGGCCAUCUUUUCACAUCCUGGGAAAGACAUUUGCAACUGACUUGGGGUUGAGAGGAAGCGGCUUCCAGAUAGUCUCCUGGGCCAACCCCCAGCGAACCUCCUUUCCAGCCACCGGUGGAGGAUCCAGGGUGUGCUACGGGGGCCACUUUUGCCAUAAUCGAACUUUGUGCCUGUCCCACAAGUGAACGUUGUUCAGUCCAAGAGACUAUUGUUACUGAAUUUAUUUAAAGGCUGAAGCUUUUUUUUGUUAUUGUUGUUGAUGGAAGAAUUCUUUGCACAAUUGUCUCAUUGUUCGACAUUCAGUGCACUUGUCAUUUGCAUAAGACAGCAUUCUGACCACACUUGUAUGCUGUAACCUCAUCUACUUCUGAUGGUCUUUUUUUUUUUUUUAAUACUAUGAUGACUUUAAGGCGAUUAAAAAAAAAAACACUAAUUUUUGCUUUGUUUUCUUGAAAAAAAGUGUCAACACUGUUUUGUGAUUUUUAUUUGUAUAGCUUACGCACACUGUUUUGAUAAAGGAAGGCAACAUAUUGGGGUCUAUUUAAACCUCUCCCCCCCAUUUCAGCUAUGUGAAAUUUUCUCUACGAUGUGCAGAGAAAAGCCUCCCCCUACUCCCUUUCCCUCACCCCUCCCCAGCCCAGUGGUACUUCUACUUUAAUUGUCUUGGGAUUUUUUUUUGUUUGUUUUAUUUUAUUUUUUAAAUAAACUGACAAAUGACAAAGUGGUGAGCUUACGAUGUUUACAUAAAAGUUCUAUAAGCUGUGUAUACAGUUUUUUAUGUAAAAUAUUAAAAGACUAUGAUGACAUUUA